Molecule: messenger RNA, 14166 nt
Organism: Paramuricea clavata
Lineage: Eukaryota; Metazoa; Cnidaria; Anthozoa; Malacalcyonacea; Plexauridae
Source: the annotation of a GenBank genome assembly
AUGCUUACAGCAAAUUUAAUCGUUGUGAUAACCUUGGCCACUUUGGCCCUUUAUUCUACAAAUAUCGUGACUUCUGCCGUGAGUGACUCUGAAUGCGUUGGUGUGCCACAAAUCUGCUCUGACAUACUGUGGAAUGUUACAGCAAAUGCCACAUUGGCCGGACGAGACGAUACAUUUCAACAAAUCAAUUCAACUCUAAAAGCUAUCAGAGAAGCAAAUGUACAGAAAGAAUGUUUGUCAGCAAUACAAAGGCUAAUGUGUAUUAACGCAACUCGUGAUUGUAAUAAUAACACAAAUUCGUCGACGUCGUUAAUACAGCAAUCGUGUAUGGUGGUAGACCAAAAUUGUACACAGUCAGAGGUUGUAGCAAGGACGUAUAGUAGCCGCUUUUGUCCACAAAAUAACAGUUCUAUGAGCAACAACUCUGAAUGUUUGAAAGUAACUCUCGCUAACACUGGGUAUUGUCCAUAUAACGACACAUACAAGGUAUUGAAUGGUUAGGUGAUUUAUUAUAAAUAUGACAUUGUACUUCCCUUCUCAUUAAUUUAUAAUCGUAUUGCUGCAUGUUAUGGUCCGCAGAGAAGAGUUAUUUCUGUUGCAUCAUAUAUGCACACGUCAAAAUAUUUGAAGACACUAUAUAAUUGUAUAUAUAGCUAAUUGCUAGAAAUAACAUAUAAAGUCGGGUUGUAUCUGUCUGGGGUGAUGUUUAUUAUGAGUUAUGACACUGAGAUACAUGCAGUAAUUAAGACUAGCUACAUUUUGCAGGUCGACAUACCAUUGGUUAUGUCUUGUCCAGAAAUCUGUUCAAAUAAUUAUACCGAACAAAAGCCAUCGGUCAACUAGAACUGACGCGAUUUACUUGUUAAGAAUGAAAGCAGCUUGAGUUCAACAAUAUAUACAAAUAAUAUACAUUAAACUAUUACUGUAUUUCAAUAUUAGUGGUAAACUAUUUCUCUAUUUCAAUUCCUUCUUAUCUAUAACGCUCGUAUUCUAGCUAUAGCCUAUAGGUGUACUGAAUUGUCAUGGUACCAUAUUUUUUUUUCGGAAAAUACAACUAAUUAACAAUUAGCCGUCGAAGCGAGAUGAUUACAAGCUGAUAUUCCCUGAGGCCGAAGGCGAAGUGUAUAUAGGCUUGUAAUCACCAACCUGAGGCGAUUGUUUUAGCAUAAUGUCAGUAUUGAUAAAGUUUUAUUUAUAAAUACAACUAAUACACGUGUUCAUUUUAUGAAUAUAAUUUGCAUAAAUACUUUAUUCUGAUUUUCAGCCAUUUUUUGGUAAAAGCAAUAGUCGCUGCUCAGAGCAGUUCUGAGCCGAGUAACUAUUGCCUCAUAGACAUGCAGUAGUUACUGCUGAGCGAGCCAAUCAGAAUGCUCAAAGGCCAUUUUUCAAUAAUGAAAUUAUACAUGCUUUAAACUUCUAUAUUUGCUUACUAUAUAUUGGCACUGUACUGAUACUUACACUGCCAUGCACUGGCAUGCACAGACCGUUCAAGAUUAUAUCACUUUUGGAAAAUACAUUGCAAUCAGUGAUUUCAAUUUUUUAAACAUAUUGCCUAUUCAGGCCUAUCCAAAUCAUGUUGAGUUCAAUCACAUUUCUCUUAUCAGCUGUUCUAAUACUUUUCUAUUUCAUUUAGAUUGCAGCAGAAAACAUAAGAGAAUUUCUGAGAAAAGCGAGCGUGGAAAGUGAUAAACUUCGAGCUGCUGCACCAAUCGCAAAUAUUCCAAACGGCACAUGCUUGACAGAAUACAAGAGGAUUAAAUGCAAAACGUUUGUAUCAACAUGCUCAGGAUCCAGUAAUAUUACUAAAGAAAGUUGUGAACAGAAACUGCAGUGGUAGGAAUAUUAAUUAUGAUUAUACUUUAACUCCCGUCUACAUUUGCAAUUUUUGCUGCAGCUUUCCUCUUCUGAUGGAUGUAAACGAGCGGAUGGGUUACGAAAGUUCUUAUAAUAUGUACCCUCAUCUGGACAUUCAUAACUCACCCACUCGUUCACAUUCAUCACAAAAUCGCACCUAAAAUCGGGCCUUUAUAGAUGCAUUCUUAGUCAGAUAAUCAUUUGGGCGGGAAACAUGUAGGUACUUAUUAAUCUGUUGAUUGACAAAUGUUUGGGCCAUCAAAAGAGUUUUGCAUGCAAGUAAAAAGUAAAGAUUCCACACAGAAGGAAAAAUAUCCAACUCUAACUUGCGUCACAGUCCUAAUUUAAAUGCAUUGCAUUCCACCCUAGCUGCAUUGCGUAUAAUUUCCAAUGAAGAGCGGUCAACAUUUCUUCCAAGAAACGGUUGGUUGGUUAAUUGACCAUUUAUGGUUAUAGCUAGAACGUUCCUUGCAUCCUUGAUAUAAUAUACCGUUGAGUGUUUACAGGAAUGGCGAAACGAACUGCUUCAGACGAGCAAGUUUUCUGUGACAAGCUUUUAUGUGACAAGUUUUAUUUGCUCGUCUGUACGCGCAACUUUGACAAUUUUUUCUAUGACAAGUUCACUUGUUCAAAAGCUAGCAUGCUAGAAAAAAUUGUCAAAGUUGCGCGUACAGACGAGCAAGUAGAACUUGUCAAGUACAAAAAGAAAACAUAGAAAACUUGUUCGUCUGUAACCGGCUUUAUUCAGAGUGCCGGUUGGAUUAUAAGUCCAUUGUCCUCAACAUGUGUUAUGCUCAGUUGAGCAAACUUAAAACCACAUCUUAGGUCUGCGGUUUCAAACGUCGCGUUUCUUAUAUGCUGAACGCAUUAGAAACGAUAGAUAAUGAGGCAUUUCAGCUGAUUAUCUAAGUGUUUUUAAUGCGUUCGGCACUGUGAAAAGCGCGAUGUUUGAAACAGACCUUGUGCUCUGUGCAAACAUCAACAAUUCUCGAGGCUUUAUUAUAGGAUUGCCUACUGCAGCCCUACAUUUUCCAACUAGUACACUUCGUAGAAUCAAUGUUAUUGACUCAAAUAUUCAGUCGAUUAUAGGAUUUGAUCGACGCGCUCCCGCCGCUAAGAAAGCAGUAAACUGAACAGUAUAAUAAUUAACGUUUGCAACCAGAAAUUAGCACAGGAUCGACCGUUCUUUAAUAGUUUGUGUGAUGUUUUAUUUCAGAUCAUCAUCAUGCAGUUUGAUUUUCAUAUAGUACAUUUUAUAUACUUUAUCGGGUUUUUCAGGUAUAUUAUUUUGUCGGCACCAACCUCGUACCCAGGGCUUUUUGCUUCCGCGGUUGGAUGGUCAGCGAAAAAGGUCCUGGCUUCGGCUGGUCUGUUUUGCAACCUGAUUGGUCAAUGAUUUUGAAUGUAAUUAUUCGAUAUAUGCGGGAAUAAUUAUUAUUUUGGUGGAACGAGAGUGGAGUGACAAAUUUAUAAUUAGUUCUUGAAGGACUAAAGCAUUGAGCAAAUAAGAUUUUUGAUAUUUCGCUUGAGAUACAGCAUGAAUUAGGGAAAGACAACACAAAACAAUUUGGUCCAAAUUAAGUCUUUGUAUAUUUUGUAUAAGACGAGUAUUUGCUUCGGUUCAACAUAUAUUUCUCACAUGCGUUGUUUACACAUCGUUGAUUUCAAGAAACGUACAGCGUUAUAGUCAAAUAAAGAUUGUGACACAAAUGUAUUUUGCUCAUAUUGAACACGAUUUAUAUAAACCAAACCUGGUUUUGUUGUUACUUAUUAAGCGGUUAUGUUUAAAAGUCAUCAAUAUUACGGGCUAUGUUGCUGAAUGAAGCGUGAACAAAGUCAACUAAUUUUGAACAACCGAAGAAAGUCAACUAAUUUUGUUGCUUUCUCUUUGAUUAUAUACGCAGCAUUGAGUUUGUUUACUCCUGUAGUAAUUCCAAUGUGUAUAAUUAUUCUAUAUACGUACUUAUACGCAUAAAUUAUCAUAAUUGAACACCCCAAAUACUGGAGAUUUUGAGAUCAUGUGACCGGCCGAUGCCAGGGCCAUUUUCGCUGAUCAGAAGCAAAAUGCCCUGGGUACGAGGUUGUGUCGGCACAUCCCCAGUGAGCGUGAAUUCUACACAUGCAUUCAAUGUUAAUUAGAGCAAAACGGCUUCGACGCAACUACCACUUCUUACCAUAGGCGGAUAACGGAACUGAAAAAAUUAGAGGUCGGACAAUAAAUUGCCCGACAUUGAUGAACAAUUGCCCGAUAAAUACAAGUUCGCCAUAACAUUCCCCAACGUUACAUAUCCCUUGAUUAAUUUGCCUGAAAUGUCAAACAGAAACAGAAAACAGAAUCUUGCCAAUUUUUAAGUGGAAUUGCCCGAUUAAGUAGAAUCCGUGCGACUAUAGAAAUAUAUUAUGGGGGGUUGGGGGGAGCUGCAUCCCCCCCAGCCCCUUUUCGUACGCCUAUGCCUCUUACGAACUGUUUCUCGCUCAGAACCCUGCAUAUUUCAUUAACUUUAAGACUUUAUGGGCAGGCAAUAUGUACGUACAAAGGUCAAUUUUAAUUUUAUUGUACCUUCGGACGGGAUGUUUAUGUAUUAGAAUGUAACUCACUAGCAAAUAUUUGCGCUGAAACGUUAAACGUUUGACAUGUUUAACAAGCUAUAUAGUUGCCUCUCGAAGUUUCUAGUACUCUGAAAUAACAAACCAAUCAACCUUUAGCACUUUCAUUUAUUAUUAAUAUGCUAGCAUUAAUUUUGUUGAUAAAGUGUAAACAAUGUACUGCCGUAUAUCCGUUGGUUUACGACAUAUAUAUUAAUUAGUCCUGCAAUUAAUUAAGAAAAGAUAAACCAAUAAUUAUUGUCUUGGUCUGGAUGAUUUAAGGAUUAACUAUCUACAAUAUUAUUCUUGGACUUAUUUACUUGAAGCGAGAUGAGCCUUACGUCACGUAAUUCCUUACUUAUAACGUCAUGAAAUAGUUGUUUUAAUUUAAAUUAAGCCUGGCGAUCAGGUCGCUUUCUGGUGGCGGAUUCGGAUAAGAUUCCCUAUAUAUAAUUACAUUUCCGCAGACAGGCAGAUAGUGAACGAAAUCAGGUAUAGAGUAUCAGGUCUUCUCAUAUAUUUGGUAUUUGGGCAUUACGGAGGCUGCACAGUAGCCAGAAUAGGGAGCCUUGUGGGUUCGGGGAGUCGUCGCUCCGGACUCCUGUGCCAAAGGGCCAAUCAAGCGGUUUACCCGCCUAUCCGAAAAUGUUGACAGAAUUGGUUGAGAUAAAUCCCGAACUUGAUAUAGUCGUGUUCCGCGUUGAUCGGAUAUGAGUCGUACGGUGGCAGCUAGAGGCGCCCUUAUUAAGCCGUAAUAGACUCGGUAUGCCCGAGCUGUGUCUUCGUCGCGUAUAAUUCAGGGUCAUAUCAGGGAAUGUUAAAGCUUGAGGAAGUAUUAUAAAAAGUACCACAUGAAAAUCAAAUUACCAUCUGAAACAAAAACAUAUUUAAUUGAUUAUUGGACUAAACCCAUCAGAUUGUUAAAGAUCGACUGCAUCCUGUGGUUUUCAGGUUUUAAUAUAGCGUAGUAUAUAUACUGUUUUACUGCUUUUGUAGCGCGAUAUGUACCUUUAAGGCUAAUUUCCUCUCCGGAAAAUAAGCAGCGGAUCAGACUGGAUCGCAACAGAACAAAAUCGGCGCAUGCGUCAUCAGUACAAAAAUGUUUGGUUCCGAUUGAUCCAGCGAAGUUGCUAGCCGGAUAACAAAAGUUAAUAUUUUCAACUUGUAUUGGUCCGGUCCCGCGGAUUAAACCUGGCGACCAAUCAAAAUGCCGUAUUAUCUCACAUAAAUUAAAAUAAUUAAUAAAACCUAUAUAAAAUUUACAAAAUGGAGGAUGUGAGACUGGAACGAGCUCCAAUUUUUCCUUUUCCGCGGAUCAUUCCACUUGUCCUUUUACUGGAAAUCGCUUGUUGGAUCGGAGCGGAUCGGAGAAACCUCUGAUCCGGUCCGUCCGCUACUUAUUUUCCGGAGUGGAAAUUAACUAGCCUUUAAUCGAUUGCCUGCAUGGAUCAAGAUCGUUGUUUUCAGAAAGGGUACCAGUAAGAAAAUGUAGGGUAUUAUAUCCUCAUAAAAGCCUUAACAAUCGUUGCAUGGUAGUUUCGCAGAGCGUAAGAUGUGGUUUUUGUCGAAUGAACAUAACAUAUACUACCUGGAGUAAUAAAUUCAAAGUCUGCUGUUUUGUCCAAUUCUGGAUAAAAUAUACAACUCAUUUUACCAUUCCCGCCUGUAAACUCGACGAUCGAGUCUUCAACGGUGUUGACAACCGCAAAAGACCAAUCAACUAAAAUACCCUCUUUUGGGAAAACCUUGACCACUCUGGGUUAUGUUAGAUGUAUUUUAGCAUUUGGACUUGGGCAAUGGUCACAGCAAUUUCCUUUCACCUCUGAAAUCGUGGGUUCGAUCCUUGAUCCGGACUUAAGACGUGAGAAGAGUCAGUCAACGCUAUACGGCAAGUCGUGGAUUUUUCCGGGUUCUCCGGUUUAAUUUCCUUCCACAUGGAAUAGUAUUGACAGAGUGGGAUGGAAGUGGCCCCUAAUUGACCAUUCCACAGUAGCCGUGUUCCGUAAUCAGAUUCCGUAAUCAACCAAUAAGGUAGUUGCCCGUGCACUACAUUAUACCGGAGAGCUUUCCGUAGCGGCGCAAAAAGGCAUGUACGUAUCCGAUACGGAAUGUACAACUUUCAGAAGCUGAGCGAAACAACAUUUCUCCAGCUCCGUUGCAAUAAUAGACAUCCCAAAAUAGCGUUGCAGGGUUCCUUAAAGGUACGAAUAGGUGAUUUCCACGUCGUUACCUACGAAAAGCUAUCCGGUAUAGUGUAAAUUACGUACCCUUAGACAGCUUUCCAUUCGAUCAAGUUAAUUGAGCUGCUUCUUUCGGCUUAGCUAUAGGAGCUCUAUCAUGCAAAAUUCCGCAAAAAUUAGUCAGUUUUAAGGGGACAUGCGCGUUAGCAAAUACAACAACAACAACAAAUAUCGAAGACCGAAUACGUCGCUUGCUUAAGUUCACUAAUACCUAAUCCACUUAUUUUGCCAUUUUUCAACAGUUUAUCAUCAAAUGUUUUCUUCAACAAGACAAGACUUUGUUCCAAUUUUCCAUCUAAACCUCUACGUAAGUUUAUACGUAUACAAUGCGCGCUGUGAUUAAAACGUAUAGAAUGAAUGUUUGUGCAUGAUUAUCAUAUUUUACUCACAUGUCUAUAUAGUUACUAUAUUCAGGUUCUACUUUACAGAUUGAAGCAUAGUAUGCAGGGUGUCCCAAAAAAAACCAAAACUAUUGAAAUAACCUAUAUAUUAAUGUUAGAAUUUGAAUGCCUCAGCACUCUGCUGAACACACAUUAAUUCACCUAUUCACCAAUAGCGACGCCAUCUUGAAUUUCGCGUUUAACGCAAUGCAUUAUGGGUGAUCCAGGGUAAUUGAGCGUUUUUGAAGGGCUGCAAAUCAAAUAUGUAGGCGAAAACACACGUUUUUAUAGUUGAAAAUAACAGACAAUUUUUAGAAGAACUAGGAAAACACACAAAAGCUGGGAAAAAUAAAAAAAUCAGGAUAAAAUCUAUAGUUUAAAUCUUUGUUAGGCCUAAAAAGGGAAAUAAUUUCAACAAAGUGCGCAUAAAAUUGAUUUACACUGCCUCAUUGUCCUCAAGAAAGUGUUUAUGAAAAAAAAUUAUCGUAUUGUGUCUCAAUACGACAUUAAAGGUUUUUGAAUUCGGAUUUUUACCCUGGAUAACCCAUAAUGCAUCAUGAUUCAAGAUGGCGUCGCUAUUGGUGAAUAAGUGAAUUAAAAUAUUCACAUAAGUAAAUUUUAUGCAUAAAGAAACUGUUUAAGAAGCAGCUUUUAAAUUCCGAUGAGCUGAAAAUCGUGCGCUUUACGGAUAUUUUAAAUUGAUUCUUAACAAGUCAAUAUUUAUAAUACAUGCACCUGCAUGUCAAUAUUUUACGCAUCUUAAUUUGCCUUCAGCUUAUAGUGCUACGGCAUUCAAAUUAUAACAAAACGUUAGUUAAUUAACGUUAUUUCAAUAGUUUUGGGUAUUUUGGGACACCCUAUGUAUACUUCAAUAGUAUCUAGGCAUAUAUGCGAGUUAUCUAAAGUUGUGAAAUGAGUAGCAACGAUGCUAACAAAUUUAGCUAUUUCCGUUAAGUUGUUCCCGAGCAAAGCGAAAAAGUCGAAUACGAGCGCGAAAAGCUGCUGGGAAUCGCUAAAAAAUUAGAGAAUUUUUGCUACUAACUUUUCGGUGAAUGUGAAAGUCGGAAUGACCUUGCAUGCGGGUUUUGGGUGAUGGAUAAGGAUGAGAACUGGGGUCAGGAUUAGGUUAAGAGUUAAAAAAAUCUUUACGUGCGCAUGCCAUGCUAAAUUGGCCCUCUUUUGGGAACUGAAAUUGAUGUCAUUCUAAUUCUACGAUUGAAAACAGCACUUCGAAAGAAUCAAAAUAGCCCCACAUAUAAUAGCCCAAAUAAAUGGCCCUUUAAUAAUAGUCCAAAUUGGCUCUAUUUUAAUGAGGCCAAAACAGCCCCAUUAAAAUGGGGCUGUCUCAGGGUCAAAAUUUCGGCCCCAUUUUUGGGGCCAAUGCAAAAUGGCCCUUCUGAAAUUAGGCUACUGUGUAUAUACAUAGACUGCGUAUGCAAAAAUCAGUUUUGCCUCCAUUGUCUUACUAACCAGAAUCGAUUGCAUUGUUUCGUACCUGAAUAUAAUUUAACUGGAAUGACUCCAUCUCUGAAAAGUGUGAAAGAUAAAAUAGAAUAAUAUUAAUUUAAUCGCAUUAAUUGUCGUGGCUAGCUAUUUUUGGGUAAGUGUAAAACAUUUCAGAGGUAAAUUUCCAUACCGUACUUGCUUUGUGUUGUUGCCUUAUUUCAUUCGUACCUGCGAAAGUUUUAGCCCAUUCUUAACCCAAUAAAUAAUAUGUUUUAUACAAGCUGGUAUAUUUACAUGAAAUUGCAGUGAUUAUUGUUGUUCAUUUGGGACUGAUUAAUCGAGCGCAUAGUGUUUUUAUGUGUGUUUAUAAUGGUCGUUUACCUUCAGGCAACAAACGUGGUUUGACGAAAAUAUAACUAAAAAAGCUUCUGCCUAUAAAGCAAAGGUAUAACGAGGAUAUUAUACACGGCGGGGCAAAGAUAUGACUUUUAUCUUCGAGUGGUGAAAACAAUAUUUUACGAACGAGCGCAGCGAGUGAGUAAAAUAUUGUUUUUAACACGAGAAGAUAAAAGUCAUAUCUUCAAGCCACCGUGUAAUGUUCUGUUUAUUAUAUAGUUCCAACCAAAAAAUUGUGAAAUUUCACGCUCAAAAGCAAAUUGGAAAAAGUCACGUGAUCGAUAUCUUCACUAUAGUGAAGAUAUGGAAAAUAUCUCACCGUGUAUAUUUCAGUAUCUCACUAUCUACUGUAUACAGCUAUUUCAAUUAAGGUUUUCCCCGAGGACAGCGGAAAAGUCAAAUACGAGCGCGAAAGGCUGCUGGGGAUUAGCGAUUCCCAGCAAGCCUUUCGCGCUCGUAUUCGACUUUUCCGCUUUGCUCGGGUCAACCUUAAUUGAAAUGGCUGUAUGCAGUCGGCAAAACGAGUUUUUCAGUUUCCCCUACACAAAGUUGCGAAACGUUUUACCGUAUUUAUUUUACAUUGACUUUAGCCUAUUGAAAGCCAAAAUACAUAAAACUACAUUCUAGAUUAUGAAAAUCAAUGAUGAUUUAGUUAAAAAAAUUUAAUAUUUUCCUAUAUAGUGUUAUUUUCACGUUACCACGGCAACUAUUACUGUUUUUAAUCAUCAAAGACUUGUUGUUGGAAUUUCUGUACUUCAUAGUAUAAAUUUAAUUUUAUUGAGGAUCAAAAGAACUCAUGAGUCAUGGUUACAGGAAACGUUAUAAUUUGACUGCCAUGCGGGAUAAGGCAUCACCUGAAGUAUUAUUUUAUAUUUUUAGCAACAGUUCCUACAACUCAAGGCCAAGUGGUGACGUCGACUACUCCAUAUAAUUUUAACAUGGGUAUCAACACUACCGUCACUAUCCGUCUCAACACUCAAUUCAACUCGCAGUACUCUAAUAAAUCAAGUUCCGUCUACAAAUCCUUCGCAAACGACGUAACAACUGGUCUUGCAUUUGCUUAUAAGGAUAUAACGGGUUAUGAAGGAGUUUUCGUAGUGGAAUUAACAUGUCAGCAAAAGGUUGCAGUCAAACAUACAGUCGUCACCAGCUCAGCACCCAAUGUUAAGGUUAUGGAAGCACGCUUGAUUUUGGCGAACAUAACAAAUGGAUACCUCAAGGGAAAAGUGGUUGAAGCAAACAAAGCAUGUGUAGAUGCAAAUGGUAAUAGUGAUUCUGGUGAUGAACACACAGAUAGUUCUAACUGGGUCUACAUGAUUGUAUUUGUUUGCAUUACUGCACUCCUUUUGCUUGCAAUGGUAUGUAGUAUAUAUGUACAUUUCGAUUUAUAUUCUAUGUUUUCCUUGUUUGACCUACAAUUGUUUUAAGACGUGCAGUGAGAGAUGCCUAGCGACCUAUAAUUUUGAAAAUCUCUGAUCCCUUCCCUCUCCAUGCAGCCCCUGUUCAAUAUUGGGUAGCAGUUAAAUCUCACUUUGGUUUGCUACUAUAUGUCUGGAUUGAGUAAACAAUAUUGGUUGUGGGAGAGGGUGAUGAAAAUAAUUUCUAUAUGUAUCCACUGAUGAUUUAACACCACAAGUGUCCCAAUAACCUUUGGAAAUGAUUUAAUCCAAGAGCCGGGCUGGGUCGCUUUGCGGAGCCAAGUUGCUAUUUGUUCGACCACAAUCAGAAACUGCACAGAAAAAUUGCCAUGUCGCCAAACAUUCAUUAUGGCCGUGUCGCUGAAAACGUAGUCACAUAAUUGCUAGAAUAUUGUGUUACAUUCACCUGUAUUUGAAACACUGUGUGUCUUAUGCCUGAAGAUUGAAGAUAUUAAACGAAAACGUGCCCAAGUCACAUCCAAACUAACACAUAAACUGAUAAGUACACCUUGUAUAGUAGAAGUAAAUGAAUUUAUUUCUUAAUUUAAUUAAGAUAAUAUUCUAGCAGUUAUUUAGCAAUUAUUUGACGAAUUGGAUUCUAGCAGUUAUAUUUAGCAAUUAUUUGACAAAUUGGGCUUUGUUCAGGUGUCGACCUUUCUGAUAUUGAAGUAGUGUCCACGCCUAAAUGUUUUGGACAACUUUUGCUCUGAACAUGAAUUCUUACAUCAGGUACACACGUAUAACGUGAUACUGCUGUAAUACAUUACAAAGUUGCCUGAGGUUUUAUGGCCUAUCGUGGACCGUUUUCAUCCUGGGUAUAUGUAUUUCCAAAACGUAUACAUUUAGUAUCAGGAGAAGAAUUGAAUCGAGGAACCAUGUUUAUUUUUGGUUAGGGACGGACCAUUAGAAAAGAGUGAAGGCGGGGGAAGGGCAAUGAGAAAGAACAGAGUGAAUCCAUUACGUACCCCCAAAAAUACCCGCCACAUGUGGAAUACGUGAUAUCUCAAAAAGGUUUACUCAGUAACAUUUCAGUGAAACUAUUACUCAUCUUUCCUUGAUUUAGGUUUUGUGUCAUCAAAGCAAGUAACCAACGAGAAUAAUGCAACUGUCCCACUGGGGUAUGAAGAAAAUAAAAUAUAGACGACGAAGACCAAGUAUAUACAUAUAUAUAUAUAUAUAUAUAUAUAUAUAUAUAUAUAUAUAUAUAUAUAUAUAUAUAUAUAUAUAUAUAUAUAUAUAUAUAUAUAUAUAUAUAAUUCUACGCAAUUGUGAAUAUAUUCUCUUUGCCUAUUGCUUAGUCAAACAAGCAGGGACGCCGGAACGAUGUUAAGGCAAGGGGGGCAGAUUUUCGCGAAAGGGCACUUUUGAAUUGAUAUAUACUAAGAGAUGUUUGCAAAACAUCGGGAGUUGAACUUCACCUAAUCAUGUUUUCUAUUUAUAUAUUAGAUGAUAGGGGUGUGAGGGGGUUCUCCGCCAGACGAUUGUGCUAUUUUUGAAGCUCGAUGACUGCAUUUCUUGCGUUUUCUGAAGUAAAUUCGUAAACGUAUUGCACUAACAUUUCUGACAAUUCGCUAUUUCGCCAAGGCACUCUUUUAAAUUGAAAGGGCACCUUUGCCCCCCUUGCCCAUCCAGGUAAAGGGCAACGGGGGCGGAUGCCCCUCCUGCCCCCCCCCCAGUUCCAGCGUCCCUGCAAACAAGACAGUAUACCUCAAAUAAUGAAUAUAUAUCGUGCUCAAUGAAGAUUUUAAACGUUUUACUGAGAAUUUCAGCAAGGAACUUGAACUGUGAAACAGUGGGGAACUUUAAUCGAUUGUCCUUUUUUAUUGAUAAAUCGAAGUUUAAUUUAUGUAAAUAUGUUACCUUAUAUUCGGCCUACAAUAUAUAUAAUAUAGUGCUAACCCCAGCUAAUCUCAGCAAAAUUUCAUGCGGGUCAAUCAGACGUCGCCAAUCCCAAAAUGUCGGUUUCAUGACGUUUAGCUAAGAAUGUAGUUUAGUUUGCUUUGCGUGCUUCGUAAAUAGGAUAUUAACAUUAAGCUUUCAUCCACUUUUACAUAAAUGAUGUAAGUUUUGCUGCUAGACAUAAGGCUAAUUUAUCUGUAGCCUGCGUAGCAGGCGUUUAGUGCGGGCGGGAGUAGCGAGUACGAAACUAGAAAGUAACAAGACGCCUGCUACAGAGCCUUAAACUAAACGCAAAGGUACUUUUAAGGUAUGCUUACCGAUGAAGUUAUGUUUACUAUGCCAUUAUAUUUGGCAUGUUAAAGAUUGGAAAAGCGGGAAACUACAGAGUAAUCACUUCAGCUAGUGACUCAAAACAUAUGACGAGAUAAUAACCAGACUAUUUUAUUAUAACAUAAAAAUAAAAGUAGACAGCAACAGAUAAUAUCUCUAGUGCUUUAAUCACAGUUUAGCCUAUAAUAUCAGAUGAACAGUGUAACUACAUGUAUCUCUAAAUAUAGUUUUUGCUUGGAUUACAGAAAGUCCUGUCAUACUCAUCAUUACUUACUCCCUGGGGCACCUGUGCUCAGGCGAGUAUAGGUUUCGGCACGCAUUUUUUGUGGAUCGGCAAUAGUGGAUCUCCAAUCGUCGUUGAUAGCCACAAAAUAGAAUAUUAAUGAGCUGCCUAAUUUUUACCCAAAUUAUAUCCAUAAGGCUCCUGCCAAUUUUUACUCAAAUUGUUUUUUACUAAAAAAAACUAAAAAAGUCAAAGCUGCUAUUUAUUUGAAGCAGAAUGAAUAGUUUACGUUCCUUUAAAACUGCUUUUUGUACAAUGAUUACCAAUUCUUAAAAGAAGAAACAUGGAAAAGACCCAAGAGUUUCAAGAUUCCUCGGAGUAGCGUCCGACUUAUCUGUUGUUGGAGAAAUCGUGCAGUGUAAGGACAAAGUAAUUCCACCUCUUAGCAGUCGAAGAAGAUUUAUCGAGAACUGAAGCACGCACGCUGAAACUCUUCAAGAAAAGAUUUAGUAUCCUGGAAUUGCUAAACUCUGCAAAGAAGCUGUACAGAAUUGUCAAAGCUGUCAAGUCACUCACGAUCGCACCUAUGACGAGCCUCUUCAAUCAACACCAUUUCCACCAGGUCCUUGGCAUACAAUCUCUGUGGAUUUCAAGUGACCGUUCAAAGAUGGAACCUACGCCCUGAUCGGAUAUGAUCUUUACAGCCGUUAUCCUGUUGUAAGCUACUGCAGCUCUACAGCGUUCUCGUGUGUGAAACCGAUCAUUGAUUCGUGGUUUUCAACAUUUGGUACAUUGAAGGAGCUGAAAUCAGAUCGAGGACCUCCAUUCAACGGACAUGAAUUCAGUGCAUACGCUCACGAGAGAGGAUUCAUUCACAAACCGAUGAAACCUAGACAUCCGAGAGGAAACUGUGAAACUGAGAAAUUCAUGCAGAACGUGGGAGAUGGGGAGAAUUGCAACACAAGAAAGGAAGAAAUAUCACUGUCUCAUUGAAGGAAUGUUAAAUGCUUACCGUGCCUAACCGCAUCCUGCUACAGGGAAAAGUCCAUUCGAGCUCAUGUUUGGGAGAAAAAUGCGACUUGGAGUAUUGCCAGAUAACUCAGAAACACCUUAAUGUGAUAGCCAUCCUGAAGUCAGACAAAAUGAUGCCUAAAUGGUACCACGACAAGCGCAGAAACGUGAGAAUGUCAGGAAUUGCUGUUGGAGACAGGAUUAUCUUGAAAAACAAACGGACAGAUCCACUUAGCCCGAUUCCUGGUAAAGUGAUCAAGACACGUGGAAACGCCGUGACAGCCCGAUUUGAUGACGGGAAAGUUUUUAUGCGAGAUAAGUCACAUCAGUUCAAGAUUUUACGAGAGAGAUCUUGCGUCGAGAGACGAGAAAGAGUGCGAUGA